Cylindrotheca closterium is the source of this 318-nucleotide messenger RNA. NCBI's taxonomy places the organism in Eukaryota, Bacillariophyta, Bacillariophyceae, Bacillariales, Bacillariaceae. The record is from the annotation of a GenBank genome assembly.
AUGAAGACUACCUCAGCCCUUGCUGGUGCGUCAUUGGGCUUUCUCAAGCAUCAGCAGGAACGACUGAAAAUAGAAGAUGAAGUGUCACUUCGCACUUUUCUUUCUAUCCUGUGUGCCAAAGUCUUGAAGCAGUACUACAAGAGAACAAAGGAGCAAGCUCGAUCGCCAACUGCAUUAUACGAAUCCAAUGAUCGUAUGGUUCCUGUCAACUAUCUCAUCAGCAAAACAGAGCUCUCUCAUUCCUACGAUGUUCACAAGUUUGUUCUUCAAGCUGAGCGCGUUGCGAAAUGGUUCGAUUGCAUCAAAGGAUUCUGUUAA